This is a messenger RNA of Homalodisca vitripennis (glassy-winged sharpshooter), 1393 nucleotides long. RefSeq lists its product as uncharacterized. Gene Ontology annotation, cellular component: mitochondrial inner membrane; nucleus. Lineage: Eukaryota; Metazoa; Arthropoda; Insecta; Hemiptera; Cicadellidae. The transcript is spliced from 7 exons. Gene Ontology annotation, biological process: apoptotic DNA fragmentation. The record is from RefSeq and is a predicted model, not a curated record. Gene Ontology annotation, molecular function: nucleic acid binding; metal ion binding; RNA endonuclease activity. The coding region runs from base 35 to 1282 and encodes 415 amino acids.
AUUGCAUUGCGCUAAUCAGGCAUUAUUCACCACUAUGAGAGUUUUGUCAACACUCAUUUUGAUUUGUGUCUACGUUGAAAACACAAUUGAAUGGAGUCUCAACCCACUUUCAUGGUUUUCUCGAGCUCGAGGAUGUCAGUUAAAACUGAACUCUGAUUUAAAUCGUGGACAUGAGCCUGUUUUCCUAGCGAAGACGCGUCAUGGAUUUGAAUUGGCCAUGCCGGAACUUGUUGAUGAAAUAGGUAUGUUUAAGCUGGCAAAGGGAGACACACUGUUUGUGGCAUGUCCAGGAAACAACAAUGAAAUUCGAGGAUUUGCCAACAAUAAUGGAGGAUCAGUCAUGUCUAGGUGUGUCAUGGACAAAACUCUGGAGCUGAAGGGAAAGCAAGUUGUAUCCUCAGAACUUGAGUGCAAGGACAAAGUAUUUUCCAAAUUGAAAGAGACAGAGAAGGAAUGUGGAAAUAAUAUUGGGGAGGAGGUGCAACUAGGAUUUGAGGUGGAAGGUUGGCAUCCAUUAGUGACAGUGUGUUAUUAUCGAAGCAGAGCUGAGACCUUGCACGCUUCUCACAUCCUCUUUGGUUCAUCUCUCCUCGGAGCAGAAAUUAAGGAGAAGAAAAAUUACUUCAUCAAGGGUCCAAGCAGUAUAUAUCCUGGCGUCAACCCAGCCAGUUCUUACAAACAGAAAAAUCAACGUAAAGUGUUAUCUCAACUGCUGGGUGACGAGCGAGCUAACUUCAUCUUGGCACGUUCUUACCUGUCUCGUGGUCACUUAGCUCCUGAUGGCGACUUCUUGCUAGGCACAUGGCAACACCUAGCCUAUUUCUACAUCAACACGGCCCCACAGUGGCAGAGUAUCAAUGGGGGCAACUGGCUCAAGCUAGAGACGUUAGUGAGAAACUUCGCUUCAAGUGUGAAACAAGAUUUUAUUGUUACAACAGGAACGUACGGCAUCUUGGAAUUAGACGACGUCUACGGAUACCCACAAAAGAUAUAUCUUGAACCACUCCAGGAGUCAAUACCUGUUCCACUGCUACUAUGGAAAAUAGUGGCAGAUCCAAAGAAAAGUUCUUGUAUAGUGUUUGUAACUCAUAACAAUCCGUUUUUGACUGAAAAGCCUUCCACAGUCUGCAACAAUAUCUGCCACGAUCACGGGUGGCCGACAGACUUAGACGAUGUAUCCAAAGGUUACACAUAUUGUUGUUCAUAUCCUGAGUUCAAGGGUGUGGUGGACUAUGCUCCUGACCUUGACUGUAGAUCUAUACUUUCUAACUACUAUGUUUGACAGUCAUAAGAUUAUUGUGAUAUUAAUGUAUAGUACUUUAAAAGAACUCUAGAUAUAAAAGUAUUAUAAAUAGUAAUGAUUUUUUUAUUAAAAUAAAGUUUUAUAGUAUUA